Molecule: messenger RNA, 570 nt
Organism: Arabidopsis arenosa
Lineage: Eukaryota; Viridiplantae; Streptophyta; Magnoliopsida; Brassicales; Brassicaceae
Source: the annotation of a GenBank genome assembly
GUUACUCAUCCUACUAUAGUCUAUAGUAUUGUUUAUGAAACAGUGAUUAAGAAGAUAUAACUGUUAAAGACUUUGAAGUGAUGGCGGGAUUUCCAGGUUUUAGUUACCUAGGCCCCAAAGGCAAGAACACGGUUGUAGCAGGUGGCUUGACAGCUUUUGUUUUUGGGGUUUACUUCUACACAAUGAGGGCGGUUGGUGGCACAGACGAGCUUCAAGUGGCUAUUGACAAAUUCGAAGGCCAUAAACAGGUCGAGACCGACACCAAGGUUCCAUCAAAGGUCUGAUACUCACUGGCCAGGCCAUGAUAUGUCCAACGAAACCAGUUGUUUAUUUCUGUCUUCCAAGUUCUUUACUUCAUGACUUUGGCUCGUUUCUGACAUCGAGUGGCAUCUGUGUUUGAUGAGUCUCAGUCCAAUCCAUAAUACAUUGGUUAAACAAGAGAAUGUAUGAUCACGACAUGGUUUUGAUGUUCUUGACAUCGUCUUAAGUUCUCAACUUUAUCAUACUCUUUGUACCUAAAUGUUUGGUCUAAGCUAAGGUGUGCCUAUCCAAUAUAUUUCUCUUACUUCG